Molecule: messenger RNA, 1028 nt
Organism: Carica papaya (papaya)
Lineage: Eukaryota; Viridiplantae; Streptophyta; Magnoliopsida; Brassicales; Caricaceae
Gene: STK
Product: K-box region and MADS-box transcription factor family protein
Biological process (GO): positive regulation of transcription by RNA polymerase II
Cellular component (GO): nucleus
Molecular function (GO): protein dimerization activity; RNA polymerase II transcription regulatory region sequence-specific DNA binding; DNA-binding transcription factor activity
Source: RefSeq, a predicted model, not a curated record
CAAUGUUUUUAUAAGGGUUUUUUUUUUCUCUUUGGGAUUCGAUAAUCUUUCCGAAAGCUGAUCAUCGACUUCCCGGAGUUACUCACCCACCUCAAAACGACGCAGGUUGGUGCAGAAAUAUAAAGAGGAUAUAUAUAUAUAUAUAUAUAUCGGUGCUUGGACCAUAUAAGAGAAAAAUAAGAUCAAAUGGGUAGAGGAAAGAUAGAAAUCAAGCGGAUAGAAAACACGACGAAUCGCCAAGUCACCUUCUGCAAGAGAAGAAAUGGAUUGCUGAAGAAAGCUUAUGAGCUGUCUGUUCUGUGCGACGCUGAAGUUGCUCUCAUCGUCUUCUCAAGUCGUGGUCGGCUCUACGAGUACUCGAAUAACAACAUAAGAUCAACAAUAGACCGGUAUAAAAAGGCAUGUUCUGAUAGCUCAGCUACAACUUCUGUUACAGAAAUUAAUGCUCAGUACUAUCAGCAAGAAUCAGCAAAGCUGCGGCAACAAAUUCAAAUGCUACAGAACUCUAAUAGGCAUUUGAUGGGGGAUUCGCUGAGUGCUUUAAGCGUGAAGGAGCUAAAACAACUGGAGAAUAGGCUUGAACGCGGCAUUACCCGGAUCAGGUCUAAGAAGCAUGAAAUGUUGCUAGCUGAAAUCGAAUACUUACAGAAAAGGGAGAUUGAGCUGGAAAAUGAAAGCGUGUGUCUUCGGACUAAGAUAGCAGAAGUGGAGAGAUCACUCCAAGUAAACAUGGUUACAGGGCCAGAGCUGAAUGCAAUCCAGGCAUUAGCUUCUCGCAACUUCUUUAUUGAGAACGAAACUACCUACUCACACGGCCCUGACAAGAAGAUUCUCCAUCUUGGGUAACUCGUUGGAGACGGACGAGUCUGCCAAUUGCCCCUCAAGAUAUAUAUAUAUAUAUAUAUAUAUAUAUAUAGACUAAAUAUCCAUUUGAUUUGAUUUCGAGAACAUGUAUGAUGUUGAUGUUUUACGUUUAUCAGCUGCCAUCAUAAUUAUUACUAGAAAAAUGUUAUACUCUUAUUACAUUA